This is a messenger RNA of Physella acuta, 1671 nucleotides long. Its product is annotated as 26S proteasome regulatory subunit 6A-B. The record is from RefSeq and is a predicted model, not a curated record. NCBI's taxonomy places the organism in Eukaryota, Metazoa, Mollusca, Gastropoda, Physidae. Gene Ontology annotation, molecular function: ATP binding; ATP hydrolysis activity.
UACAGGUCUGUAAAAGAUUGAUAAUGUCUUCUUUGGAGGAUAAAUCUAUUUGGGAUGACGGCGAGGAAUCAGUUGGAGAAGAAGUUCUUCGCAUGCAAACAGAUGAAAUAGUUGGAAGAACUCGUUUACUUGAUAAUGAGAUAAAGAUAAUGAGAUCAGAAAUUAUGCGUAUUCAACAUGAGCUGCAGGCACAAAAAGAAAAAAUUAAAGAAAACACAGAGAAAAUUAAAGUUAACAAGACUUUGCCAUAUUUAGUUUCCAAUGUCAUUGAGUUAUUAGAUGUAGAUCCACAAGAUCAAGGUGAAGAAGAUGGAGCAAAUAUUGAUCUUGAUUCUCAGAGGAAAGGAAAGUGUGCUGUUAUUAAAACAUCAACCCGACAGACAUAUUUCCUGCCAGUAAUAGGACUAGUAGAUGCUGAAAAACUCAAACCAGGUGAUCUUGUGGGUGUGAACAAAGACUCUUAUCUCAUUUUAGAAACCCUACCUGCUGAGUAUGAUUCACGUGUGAAAGCUAUGGAAGUGGACGAGAGGCCAACAGAACAGUAUGCUGACAUUGGAGGUCUUGAUAAACAAAUUCAAGAGCUAAUUGAAGCUGUAGUUUUGCCUAUGACACAUAAAGAAAGAUUUGAGGCACUUGGUAUUCAGCCUCCAAAAGGUGUACUUUUAUAUGGUGCACCCGGGACAGGAAAGACCCUUUUAGCUCGAGCUUGUGCUGCUCAGACCAAGUCAACAUUUUUGAAAUUAGCAGGGCCACAGCUGGUACAGAUGUUUAUUGGGGAUGGUGCUAAGCUUGUCAGGGAUGCUUUUGCCUUAGCUAAAGAAAAACAACCAGCCAUCAUUUUUAUUGAUGAACUUGAUGCAAUAGGCACAAAGAGAUUUGACAGUGAAAAAGCAGGUGAUCGUGAAGUUCAGCGUACUAUGUUAGAGCUUCUUAAUCAAAUGGAUGGGUUUCAGCCCAACUCAAUGAUCAAGGUUAUUGCAGCUACUAAUAGAGUGGAUAUUUUAGAUCCUGCCCUUCUCAGAUCUGGUCGUCUUGACAGGAAAAUUGAGUUUCCCCAACCAAAUGAAGAAGCUAGAGCCCGUAUUUUACAGAUUCAUUCCAGAAAAAUGAAUGUGAAUAAAGACGUUAACUAUGAAGAAUUAGCCAGAUGUACAGAUGAUUUCAAUGGAGCUCAGUUAAAAGCAGUUUGUGUUGAAGCUGGUAUGAUAGCCAUGAGAAGAGAAGCAGUUGAACUUACUCAUGAAGAUUACAUGGAUGCUAUAAUUGAAGUUCAGGCUAAGAAGAAAGCAAAUCUUCAAUAUUAUGCUUAGUAUUGUUUUUUUUAUAUUUUUUAAACAAAAAUUACAUUUUGUUAUUUAUGUUCAUUUUGUACACCAGUCUAUGAUGUAAUCAUAUGCAUUUUAAAAAUUGUAGUUAUUUUGUUCAGCAAAACAUCUCGUAAGCAUAUUACUGUUUGACUAAAAUGCAUUAAUUUAGACUGAGACUGUCAUGAUGUUUGAUUAAAUUAUUUCAACACCAAAAUAUGAAAGGACACACAAAAAACCUGGCAUUUGACUGCCCUAAUUUUAUAACACUAAAGCAAGCAUAACAAAUGUAUAAUUAGUAUGUUUCAAUAAGAGUGAUCCUAGAUGGAACUUUUACUCUGCUGUUAACAAUAAAUAAUAAGAUUUA